Messenger RNA from Echinostoma caproni, 450 nucleotides. Lineage: Eukaryota; Metazoa; Platyhelminthes; Trematoda; Plagiorchiida; Echinostomatidae. The record is from the annotation of a GenBank genome assembly.
AUGACUGGAAUACCGUCCCGUUCAUCAUUCCGAGCUUUGGCAUCAAAAAGCAGUUUCCGAGAGGUCCCGUUUAGUGAUGGGGAAAACAAUAUUCGCUCCGCUCUCAACGAAUUACAAUUGGAAAUGUCCGAUGAGGAACGAGAAACCUAUCCCAUCGAUGAGGACACAUUCAUGCGCAUGUAUAGGGCUUAUCUGAAAAAGACUGACCAGUUUUUGAACUGGGGUGAUAUCACACAACCAGAAGAGUUGAUCAAACAAUAUGACACUUUGGUGCAACCGAGCCACUCCGAGGCGGUCAAGUUGCUCAAUAAACUGGUCGUGAUCAAACUCAACGGCGGUCUGGGCACAUCCAUGGGCUGUUCCGGGCCCAAAUCACUCAUCCCCGUUCGGGAUGGAAAGAAUUUUAUUGAUCUCACUGUGGAACAGAUAAGCGUGAGUCAGUUCAUUUAG